Messenger RNA from Diatraea saccharalis (sugarcane borer), 564 nucleotides. NCBI's taxonomy places the organism in Eukaryota, Metazoa, Arthropoda, Insecta, Lepidoptera, Crambidae. The record is from the annotation of a GenBank genome assembly.
AUGAGUUCUAAAGUUGAAAUCGGAAGUCCAAUUCUAGAAGUGCUUCCACCAUUUAUUUGUCCAAAUCUUCGAGAAAAGAUUGUCGCAGAAGAGGUUGAUAUUAACGAAUUGGAAAAACAAGCCAAAAAAAAGAAGGCGAAAGACAGUAUCAGUAACCCAUGUAUACAAUUAGUGAAAGCAUUACCCCUGUAUCCUCUCACCAUAACUUGGUCACCAGACCACCUGCAUUUUGAAAUUAAAGACAAUGUGAUUGAGCAGAAAUUAUGGGUUUGGAACACUUCCUACCGUACAAUAUACAUACAUUGUUGCGGUCUAUGUGACGAGACGGCGUAUCUUGGGGCAACAUGGAAUUGCUGUCCCCAGACAAGAUUCAAUCUUGCUCCAGGUCUCAAAGGAGAGCUAUUUAUUCGUGCCACUCCUAAGGAAGAAGCACCAGUGCCUUAUGCUUUUGCAAAACUACAACUAGCUGCUGCUCACAAACGGGAUCAUGUUACUGGCUUUUUUGCUGUACCAGUAAUGGUAACAUAUUCUAAUUUUGUGUCGUAUACAGGAGAAGGAGGAUAG